Dermacentor albipictus is the source of this 4133-nucleotide messenger RNA. RefSeq names its product zinc finger protein 774-like. Gene Ontology annotation, biological process: regulation of transcription by RNA polymerase II. NCBI's taxonomy places the organism in Eukaryota, Metazoa, Arthropoda, Arachnida, Ixodida, Ixodidae. The record is from RefSeq and is a predicted model, not a curated record. Gene Ontology annotation, molecular function: RNA polymerase II cis-regulatory region sequence-specific DNA binding; DNA-binding transcription factor activity.
AUUUUUUUAGUUGUUUUUAGCAAGCGUCGAAUAAAGAAGACGUUCUCUACUUCGGCUCCGCUUCCUGGUUUUCAACACCAUGGAAGCAUCAAUGCAGGCAACCUCUCCAACAACUGUGAAGAGUGAGAUACCACAACAAGGAUACCUCCACCGUGACUGUCAGACUCAUAAACCCUCUUAUGUGAAAACAAAGAACGAGGUUCAUGUCAAUUGGCCAUUUGAAUGCCAUUUGUGCCCUGAGAGCUUCUCGCUGAAGGAAACCCUGAACAAGCACCUGUGCACCCACACAGAUACAAGGACAUUUCAGUGUUCUUCAUGCCCUCGGAGCUUCUGGCAAAAGGUUCAUAUGAUAAGACACCUUCGCACCCACACAGGCGAGAGGCCAUUUCAGUGCACCUCAUGCCCUCGGAGCUUCGGGCAACAGGGUAAUUUGAAAAUACACCAGCGCAUCCACACAGAUGUGUGGCACUGGCAGAAGGAAAAUAUUAUAUUUGGACCCCCAUGCUGCAUCUUCUCCACAAUGUGCGAGGCAUCGAUGCAGGCGACCUCUCCAACAACUGUGAAGGUUGAGAUACCACAUCAAGGAUACUUCCACCGUGACUGUCAGACUGAUAAACCCUCUAAUGUUAAAACAAAGAACGAGGUUCAUGGCAGUUGGCCAUUUGAAUGCCAUUUGUGCCCUGAGAGCUUCUCGCUGAAGGAAACCCUGAACAAACACCUGUGCACCCACGCAGGUACAAGGACAUUUCAGUGUUCUUCAUGCCCUCGGAGCUUCUGGAGGAGGGUAGAUAUAAUAAGACACCUUCGCACCCACACAGGCGAGAGGCCAUUUCAGUGCCCCUCAUGCCCUCGAAGCUUCUCACAAAAAGUUCAUUUGAAAACACACCUGCGCACCCACACAGGCGAGAAGCCGUUUCAGUGCCCCUCAUGCCCUCGGAGUUUCAGGCAACGGUGUAAUUUGAAAGCACACCAGCGCAUCCACACAGGCGAGAGGCCACAUCAGUGCUCGUUAUGUCCUCGGAGGUUCUUACAAGGAGAUCAUUUGAAAAGACACCUGCGCACCCACACAGGCGAGAGGCCAUUUCAAUGCCCCUCAUGUCCUCAGAGUUUUAGGCAACGGGUUCAUUUGAAAGCACACCUUCGCAUCCACACAGACGAGAGGCCAUUAUAGACCCCUUUGGGCGCGUGGGGCUGCUCAUAAAAGUACGUCCUCAAAAAACAUCUGCACAUCCACACAGGCAAGAGGCCAUUUCCAUGCUCUGAAUGCCCUCAGAGCUUCUCACAGUGUUCCUCAAUGAUCACCUGUGCACCUACACAGGUGAGAGGCCAAUUUAGUGCCACUUGUGCCCUCAGACCUUUGUGCGUGAAAGCCACCUCAACAGGCACUUGUGCCACCAUAACUGCAAUUGACCAUUUCAGUGCUAGUUUUGCUGUAGGGGCCUCUCUGUAAGUGCGUAUUUGGCUUGGUGUUCCAGAACAUUUUGACAGUACUAAGAAAGUCUGAAGAUAGCUUUAAAACCGAGGUUCUAGUUAUCUUUGCGGUAAAGCAUGACAACUAUCUUGCGUCACUUUUUUAACCUUCCUGUGGAGUGUUCUGAACUGACCAAUCAAAUGUGCCGUAGGUUGGUUACAAGCUCAAGGAAUACUUGUGUAUCCUCACAUUAGAAUGACCGUACUGCUCCAUCAUCUUCUCCAAAUCCUUUUUGCAAGCCACUCACUGAACACACAUGAACGUUGCACCAUUAUACCACCAAGAAUGCCACCAGCCAUGUGAGGUGUAUUUUCCAUAUUAAAUGGAGUCUGAACAGGGAAUCUGCACAGAUGCGUGGUAUGGUGCAUGGCAUUCUGGUACAUUAGGAAGUGCAAGUGCUAUUGUUUGCUCUUAUUGAAGAACUGCUAAUUGACGUCGGAGAAUGUGCCACGAUCACCUAGCAGGUUGUUCUAUUAUGCUAAAAAAUCAUGAAACGCAAACCUGGACCUUAGGUGAAACAUGUUUGGAUGAUAACAUCGUACCUUAGUGAAGUAUAUAUUACGGUAGUUUUGAUGGCACUUGUGUUGGGAAUGAACAGAUUCUGAAUUGGCAAGUUGUUCCAUCUUGUUGAGACAGUAGCUGAGGCCAGCUAUAUAGGUGUUGUAGAGAUGUUUCUUGUAAUGAGCAUCGGCCUAUCACAGCGGCGAUAACUAUGUGAUUUUCUUUAUGUGAUGGCACAUAUGUGCGCACUUUGGUAUGUACAUAUUCUUUCUCAGAAGGGACGAUGCCAAUAGGAGCGUGAGUGAAGAGCUAUAGAUUGGCUGUUGUGUAGGGUUUAAUGACACAAGGUCCAGGCCUGGCCAAAAAGCAUCAAGCAAGUGACUGUGAGUCCUAAUGGCGAAAUGAAAAAUUAUAGGUGCUCAAAAGCUGUCAAGAGGGAGAAGUAGUGCUCAUGUUACUAACGGGUGCCUUGAGCAAUGGCAAUGCAUAAAAAUUUCCAGACGUCUCAGAUUAGGGUGCCAUAAAUCACACAGUGACUUUGUUUAUUUUGACAAGCUCUGUGCAUGUAGUAUUGUGACUGGAUGCUGGCCUUGAAAGUUCACUGUUAAAGCACCUAUGUUUUUUAUUUCUUGUAUGUAGAUUAAGUUGCUGGUAGGUGGCUUAUGUUGUGUUUGCUGUCACACUAUGCUCCACAGUCAUAAUUUGUAAUAUUGCUUUUUGUUAAUGGCUGUACCUCUGUUAAUUUUCUUGCAAAUGUGUGACUGGUGCCUUCAGAGUAUAUGGGUGUGUUCAUAUCAGCUCAACCGGCUAUGUCCAGUGACGACCAACCUUCUUAAUUUAGAUCAUAAAAUAUAUUUAGUUGCCUGAGUACCAAGAAUAACUAACCCAAAGUUACCUUUGCGAGAAAAGGAUCUGUCUUCAAGAAAAAGAAAUAUGGAAGUGCCCAAUCGGUCAGAAGCGCAUUCAGUGAGUUUUGCCAAAUCCCCAUUUUGAUUAGCUCCCCCCCAAAAAUUGUUGUGGGUUUGGCUCUAACAAUAUUUAUAGAUACAGUACGGGCCAGUAACAUUGCACGAAACAUUGCACAAUGGUGGCCAAAUUACAGAUUUUCCUUUCUCCGUAUUUGUAAAGAGCAUGUUUUUCAAAUUUCAUCUUGUGCUUAAAUGUUGUUGAAAGUUGAGCCAAAUAUACUUCCCUGCGUGGCACCAUUCUGUCCGGAGAAGUCCUCAAGUUUAGGUCUGUGAUUAAAUUAGCAGUACUUAAAAAAUAGAUUUAAAAAAUACCAUCCUUGAUUUUCUUGGAAAUUUUCCAAAUGAAGUCUUUGUCUUGAAUUAAUGCAAUCUGGUAAAAAUAUGUUGCGUCAUUUCUUGUCUUUCAGAAUUGUAAAGUGAGAAACGCGACCAAAUAAAUGGUAGCAUCUUUCUGCGACAUGCAGGGUCUGCGCAUGAUCAUGGUUGGAAGUUCCUUUCUUUCGUGGCACGGAAAUGCUCCAGCAUGGUUCUGAAAGCGAGGAAUGACAAAAGAGAAAAUGUCGGGGUGAAAACACUCGGUACGUUCAUAGACAGGAAUUGCAUAAUAUAUAUAUGUGUGUAGCAACAGAACCGUGGGGCAUUGCCGCACAGUUUGUGGUGCGUGCUCUUGAUGUCAGGCCUUUAAGAGCAUGUCCUGCACACAGUUCAUUAGAAACAGAAUGCUGAGUAUCCAAAAACAAUGUUUUUAGUUCUACACUGGUUAGUAACUUGGUCAGCGAGGGAGCUCACAGCAGAACUUGCAGUGAGCCAACACAUUAGGGGGUGCAUUGCAGACAACUGUGGGAAGUUGGUUUGUUUUUCUUGGCACUCAGGCAGCAAAGAAUAUUUUUUCUAUCUAAAUUCGAUAUGGUCACUGGACAUGCCUGACCGAACUGAUCUGGAUGCACCCUGAUUUUGUUUGGCGCACAAUAAGGUGGAAACUUUUUGUGUUAGGUUCAUAUUCUUGUAUCCUCUAGCUCCUAGUACGUGUGCGAGUUUUUCGAGCUUCUUUCAUUGAGAUCAUGGUUUCACCUUUAUCAUUGUCUUCUUGCAUAUAAGCUCUUCCUGGCUGCAAUUAAUUAAUCGUGUAUUACCGAAUUAGUUCUGUAAGUCUCUUUUCAGUUCAUUAAAUAUGUUACUGUUUUGCAUGUGUG